This is a messenger RNA of Vicia faba (fava bean), 390 nucleotides long. The record is from the annotation of a GenBank genome assembly. NCBI's taxonomy places the organism in Eukaryota, Viridiplantae, Streptophyta, Magnoliopsida, Fabales, Fabaceae.
AUGACACACAAAUCACACCCACCCCUAGGGUACGUCUCACUGUUGCCUUGCCCCUCGAAAAGUGGUCGUCGAGUAGAGGACGUUUUAGUAAGUCCUCAUGUCCAUAAACAUGGCAUGAGGGUAGCUUCUAAGGUGUCUUCCUAUUGCUCUGGUGAUCACACCGUCCCGAACCCUCGAAUUGACUCGAACACCUCCAACGGUGGUGCUACCUACCUCUCAAUGGUGGGAUGGCACUACUUUAAGGACAUUAACACAGACGAAUUCCUUAGGGUAGGUAGAGAACUCGUAGAUACUCGCUCUAAUUUCAAAACAAAUCAAAAACUUCUUUUCACACCGACACUUUUCAAAAAAGCUUUCAAAAGCAAUUUUUCAAACACUCUUGAGGACUGA